Molecule: messenger RNA, 711 nt
Organism: Staurois parvus
Lineage: Eukaryota; Metazoa; Chordata; Amphibia; Anura; Ranidae
Source: the annotation of a GenBank genome assembly
GGGCAGGACCCCAGGCAGAGGGCAGAGGCACAUCGGGCAGGACUCCGGGCAGAGGCACAUCGGGCAGGACUCCGGGCAGAGGCACAUCGGGCAGGACUCCGGGCAGAGGCACAUCGGGCAGGACUCCGGGCAGAGGCACAUCGGAUUACCAGGCAAAGCAGCAAGCAGCGGGCCACCAGGCGGAGCAGCAGGCACCGGGCCCCCGGGCGGGGCGACAGGCACCGGGCCCCCGGGCGGGGCGACAGGCACCGGGCCCCCGGGCGGGGCGACAGGCACCGGGCCCCCGGGCGGGGCGACAGGCACCGGGCCCCCGGGCGGGGCGACAGGCACCGGGCCCCCGGGCGGGGGCGACAGGCGCCGGACCCCCAGGCGGAGCGGUGGGCGCCGGACCCCCAGGCGGAGCGACAGGUCUCGGGCCCUCAGGCGGAGCGGCGGGCGCCGGACCCCCAGGCGGAGCGACAGGUCUCGGGCCCCCAGGCGAAGCGGCGGGCACCGAGUCACCAGGCACGACAGUGGGCUCCGAGUCAACUGGCACGACCGCUGGCACUGGGUCAGACAUUGGAUCGUCUGGCUGGACAGCGGGCAUCGGGUCACCAGGCAUCAGGUCAUUUGGCUCGACAGUGGGCACCGCGUCAUCUGGCAAGGCAGUGGGCUCCGAGUCAACAGGCACGACAGUGGGGCACCGAGUCACCAGGAUCGUCAGGCUGGAUC